Messenger RNA from Cloeon dipterum, 795 nucleotides. Its product is annotated as twisted gastrulation protein homolog 1-A-like. NCBI's taxonomy places the organism in Eukaryota, Metazoa, Arthropoda, Insecta, Ephemeroptera, Baetidae. The transcript has 4 exons. The record is from RefSeq and is a predicted model, not a curated record. The coding region runs from base 1 to 795 and encodes 264 amino acids. Gene Ontology annotation, biological process: regulation of BMP signaling pathway.
AUGCGGACGCUGGCUUUUGUCUUGGCGAUGUUGGUGGUGCAAGGGGCCGAGUCGUGCAACGAGGCCCUGUGCGCGCCGGUGGUGAGCAAGUGCAUGAUCACGCAGUCGUGCAAGUGCGAGCUGAGCGUGACGAACGAGUGCACCUGCUGCAAGGACUGCUUCACGUGCCUCGGCGACAAGUACAUGGACUGCUGCUCCUGCAUAGGCAUUUGCCCCAAGAGGAACGCUACCAAUUCGCUGAGCGACCUGAGCAAGCAGAGCAACGUCCAGGACUUCUCGGACGACUACACGGGCCUCUUUAAAUUGUACACUGAGACGCCUGACGAGCUCAUGAGAUGGGUCGUCUUCACUUAUCCAGUGGAAAUCGACACCUCCUCGUUCGUGCCCAAGAUAGAAAAGGAUAUUAAAUAUCAAACAAUUGACAACACGGAGAGAGUGGUGGACAGCAGCAGCAGCAAGGACAGGGUUGUGAUUUUGAACUGCACCGUGGCUUUCCAGCGACAGUGCAUGUCGUUCAUCAAGUGCAGGGACAGCUGCUACACGAUGGGCGCGUCAAGCGUCAGGUGGUUCCACGACGGCUGCUGCGAGUGCGUCGGCGAGUCGUGCAUCAACUACGGCAUCAACGAAAGCAGGUGUCCUGAUUGCCCGGUGAAGAAAGACAACGACGAGGAUGAAGAACCUGGGCUCGGCCUUGCUGAAUCGAGAGAGGGUCUGAUCGACUACGAGGAAGUGACCGACCAGAAAAACGAGCACCUCGAAGACGUCGACGACGAGGAAGAUCCGCAAAAGGACUGA